UUUGUUUUUAGAUAAAAAGUGAAAAAGCUCGAAAAAUGCUUUUUCAAAGUCAAGAAAUCAAAAAUUUAAGUUUUUAACAAAUCUCGAUUUGCAACGGAAAUAACAAAAAAUAUUAUUUUGAAUCAAAUGUCUGCCAAUAUUAUAGAUGUAUGUGAUUUGCGUGUAAACGUCACUGAUGAGGGAGUGGUGGACUUUCAGGAUGAUUAUGAUCUCAAGUUCAGUAGUGUCCUGGACAAAAAGAAAAAGAAAAUAAGUCGACGCUACGAGGACCCUCACGAAGAGCAUUCCUCAAUGUUUGGGAAUGACUUGCUCCUGUACAAUCCUUCCUCAGAAAAAUCAUCUUCAUCUGCCUCUCCAGCAAACAGACCUGCCAACUGGCUGGCAUGCUCAUGCUUGCCACAUAGCCAGAAACAGUUAGUGAACAGAGACAUUUGUAAUCUGGGCAUCGUCAACAUCUGCAGACUACCAACGAUAAGACUGCAGAGUGACUUUGAGUAUGUGUGGAAACAAUGGAUCAACAAACAUCACCCAAACGUUAACUCAAUCGUUCUGCAGCAUAAAAACUUAGCAAGAGCUAUCGACAAGUCCAUUGAAAUGUACCACAGAGAUGAAGAUGACAGAGAUAAUAUUCAUAAAAAGUAUGAGAAAAAAGCAGCCGGCCUAAUAGACAAGAUGGCAUCGUCAUUUUCUAUUUGCAUCAUCAGGUUUACGGGUUGGUUUCUGUUUAAGCUGUUGAGGACGUUGUUCACUUCAGUCAUGGCUCACAAGGGGCAGAUGGGUGUGCUGCACAGGAUUGCCAAGAGGAACAAGCCCAUCAUUUUGCUGCCGACGCACAAGAGCCACCUCGACUACAUCAUCCUCUCCUUCCUGCUCUUCAACUUCUAUAUCAAGCUACCACACGUUGCUGCCGGGGACAAUCUCACACUGCCACUUUUCAGGUUUUUGAUGAGAUCACUUGGUGGCUUCUUCAUAAGGAGGAAGAUGGAUGAUGAGGAUGACCGGAAGGAUUAUUUGUACAGAGCCCUGAUCUGCACUGCAGUACAUGAAUGAGCUGUUGAAGAUGAACGAAAUAGUGGAGUUCUACAUCGAAGGGGGCAGGUCAAGAAGUGGAAAAGUGUUGACGCCAAAAACUGGACUUUUGUCCAUUGUUGUUGAUGCUUAUCUGCAAGGUCUUAUCGAUGAUUGCUACAUUGUCCCUAUCUCUUUGUGCUACGAAAAGCUGGUUGAAGGAGAUUUUGUUCAUGAGCAGAUGGGGGGCGGGAAGGAGAAGGAAACGUUCACAAGCGCCUUGCUGGCGGUCUUCAAGUGUCUCCAGCAUUCUCACGGCUCCGUCAGGGUUGAUGUCGCUCAGCCGUUUUCAUUGAAGGAGUUUGUCGAGAAUUAUAAACUGAGGCUGGAUAGUUGUGAUGGAGAUGUGAAUGACGACGAGGAAAACUAUUACAGUGGCAGGAAAAAAGUUCUGAAAGCUUCUGGCGAUUGCAUCAAUAGCAGUGAUAAUUGUGAGCUGAGUGGCGUCAACCUUAAUGCUUACGAUAAGGAUGACGCUAACAUUAGAUCUCUAGUUUACGAUUUGGCUCAGCACAUAUCGCAUGAUCAAUGCAGGAUACAUUCGGUAUCGUCCACACACCUUUUAACUUUUGUCCUUCUCAUCAGCAACAAAAAGAGCAUAAAUCUGGAUGAAUGCGUGAAAAAGUUUUCUGAAUACAAGGAGUAUUUAUUGGACCUUGGUCACUGCAUGAGUUUCUCUGGCGACGACGGAGACGUUGUACUGCACGCUGUCCAUCUGCUCGGCUUGCAUCUUCUCCAGUUUAUUGGGGAUAUCAACAGUGGCGUCAUCAGCAUAAACAGCUCAACGGAGACCCACAUUGAACUUUCAUAUUACGCCAGCACAGUCAUCAUGCUUCUUGCUUCUCAGUGUGUUCUUGCGCACGUCAUAUGUCUAGUUGGUAGGCAAAAUGUAAUGAACGUGCCGACAGAUAGUGAGGUCAUUCAAUUUAAUAAGGACGAAGUAUUGGAAGAGGCUACUCUGAUGGCAUCGCUUCUACAAAAUGAGUUCAUCUUCUUUGCUCCAUGCUCCAGUCUCGAAUCGUCCUUGAAAGCAACUUUCUCUAACAUGCUGAGCAAUGACUUCUUUCAUAAAAAAGCUGAAGAUUUUGAAGAGAUGGAAGAUGAACAAUCGACUAAGGAGAGAUGUAUGAGGAUGGCUAUGUAUUUGGAAGGGGAAGAGGAAUGUGAAUAUACUUACAAGGAAGAUCAUUUCGAAGUUUAUCAGGUGAACAACAUGAAAAUGGAACGGUUGCUCGAAUUAAAAAAAGCACUGAACCCUACAAUUGAAUGCUAUUGCGUAGUCGCCAUGAAUUUCAUUAAUCUCAUCAAUGAGGACGCCAUUGAAUCAGAAUUUAUAAAGAAUGUGAGAAACGACAUGUCACAAAGAUUGACACACAGGCAAUCAUUUUACGGUGAAAGCAUAAGUAUGGAAACAAUGAAUAACUCGUUGAAAACCUAUGAGCGACUGAACGUCGUCAGAAGAUACAAAGCAGCCAACCUUAGAUUUAUUGGAUUGGUUAAUGAUUUUACAAACCACAAAGUGCUCUGCAAUUUUAUUCAACAUAUUCAGUCCUUUCUAUUGUGAUAAUUUUUCAGAUUUAAACAAAUAUAUUUAAAAAUCGUAUGUUGGCUCGUUUAAUCAACCCACAAUAUAGUUAAAAAAAUUUAAUGAAAAUUGCAAAUCAACAACUGUCCUAAGUAAACAUGAAACAAGCUUAUAAAAGUUAUUAAAAGGAUGGGUUGAAGUUCAUUUGGUUGGGUAAUAAUGGCGGCCUGUUGAAAGGGGUCAUCUGGUUUGGGGGCAUGAACAUUGGACCAGCAAACAUGCCUGGUGUGUUGCUGAGAACUGUUGGUGGCACCAUAGGGGGAUUGCUCGGCAUUUGUGGAGGCGCCUGCGGAGCAGCUUGUGGAAGCUUCUUUACUUCAAUAUUUGUAUUCAAUUGAUAUUUUGGCAUCUUUGCCCGUAGUUCUUCCAAUGAAAGAUCGUCUUCUGGAUGAACCAAUUGACAAGUAGCUGUAGAAACAAAGUCAACUUUUGUCACUUCGUCAUCAUUAUCUUCAUCUUUCCUUUGGCUGUUAAUAGUUACAUUGUCGCUAGCUGCAAAUUGUUGAGCUGGUGGUUGAUGUGGGAAUGGGUGAUGCGGCACAGUUGCUGAUUUGUUGUCUGAUGAUGUUUCUACUGUUUCUAAAGCAGGUGCUGCACUGUUGUUAACGCCCUGAAUAUUGGCAGCAGCAGGGAAGAGCAUUUGAGUGGGAGGUGGUUGUGUGGUAACUGGUGGUCGUGGUGCUGGAGCAUUCAUAUUAAUUGGGGGAAACGGAGUGUUCGUAGAUGGAGGUAACUGCAUUGGCGGGAAAAUAGGAGGCAUCAUUUGCAAACCGAGUCUCAUGAACGGAACUUGUGAGAAUGGUAAUAUAGGAGGCAUUAUUGGAGGAAUCAUAGGGGGCAUUACUCCUGGGGGCAUUAUGCCGCCUGCUUGAGGAGCUGGUGGCUGCACUGAUGAUGAUGAUGUUGAUGAUGACCUGUCAUCCUCACUUUCUGAAUCUUUGUCAUUGGAUCCUGUAUCUGCAUCAUUUCCUCCUCUGUUGUUCUUCCUGCGUUCAUGUUCCUUCAUAUCCUCUUCAGGUAUUCCUUCAAUGCCAUAAAUUUCUAGCUGAGUGUUGUUACGAUUGGGUAGUGCAUUUGGGAUUUUAUCUAUAGGCUCUUUGUGCACCUGCAUACAAUGAAUUGCCAAACCUGGUCCCGUGUACAGCCUUCUGUGGCAUAUGUGACACUUAAAAUGUUUCGCUUUCUGAUGCUGUAUUAAUAUCUUUUCAUCAUCAAAUUCUCUGUUACAGUACCAGCACCACGGUUUCAUUUGCUUCUUCUUCUUUCGACCCAUAAUAACAAUUUAAAACUGAAUUUGAAGCUUAUAAUAUAAGUUAAUUCAACACGCCAGCACUUGAAAACAAAUUUGAUCCGUCGCAACGAAUCAACCUAACGCCAUUAAUAUUGCAAA
Molecule: messenger RNA, 4043 nt
Organism: Helobdella robusta
Lineage: Eukaryota; Metazoa; Annelida; Clitellata; Rhynchobdellida; Glossiphoniidae
Exons: 31
Coding region: 1043-2632 (529 amino acids)
Cellular component (GO): mitochondrial membrane
Source: RefSeq, a predicted model, not a curated record